This is a messenger RNA of Pyrenophora tritici-repentis Pt-1C-BFP, 1542 nucleotides long. RefSeq names its product AtoA, Acyl CoA:acetate-3-ketoacid CoA transferase, beta subunit. The record is from RefSeq and is a predicted model, not a curated record. Lineage: Eukaryota; Fungi; Ascomycota; Dothideomycetes; Pleosporales; Pleosporaceae. Gene Ontology annotation, biological process: ketone body catabolic process. Gene Ontology annotation, molecular function: succinyl-CoA:3-oxo-acid CoA-transferase activity.
AUGCAACGAUCACUCGUCUUCACGGCUCACCGCCGCGGCCCAGCAACUGGCAUGCGCUUCUUCUCAGCCAGCGCCGCGCGACCCGCAAUCAACAAGAUAGUCUCAUCUGCCGAAGAAGCUAUUAAAGACAUGAAGUCUGACACCACAGUCUUGGUCGGCGGAUUCGGUUUCUCUGGUGUACCAAAUACCCUCAUCAACGCGCUACGCGACCGAAAAGAUCUCGGAAACUUCACAGUUGUCAGCAAUAAUGCAGGUAUGCCGGGUGUGGGCCUGGGUCAGCUAUUGGAAACGAAGCAGAUCGGUACAAUGAUUGCCAGUUAUAUCGGAGACAACAAGGUGUUUGAGCAAAUGUACUUGAAGGGGCAAUUGAGUCUGCAGUUGACCCCCCAGGGCACAAUCGCAGAGAAGUGCGCUGCUGGAGCCGCAGGAGUACCAGCGUUUUAUACACCAGCAGCUUAUGGCACGAUAGUACAAACCGGUGAACUUCCCGUCCGUUACAACACCGAUGGCACAAUCGCCGUCAUGGCUCCCCCCAAAGAAACCCGCGAAUUCAACGGAAAGUCCUACGUCAUGGAAGAAGCCAUCUUCGGCGACUACGCAUUCGUCAAAGUCGCAAAAGCCGACAGACUAGGCAACUGCCAGUUCCGUAAAGCACAAAACAACUUCAACGAGGCCAUGGGCAAGAACGCGAAAAUGACCAUUGUCGAGGCAGACGAGAUUGUAGAAGACGGAGCAAUUGCACCAGAGGAUAUUCACCUCCAGGGCAUUUACGUUAAGAGGGUGAUCAAGAGUACCGUUGGCAAGGAAAUUGAACGGAAAGUGUUCUGGAAGAGUCCAGAGGAGCAGAAGAAGGCGUUGUUGGAAGGUGGCUCAACAGAAGCAUCCCAAAAGCGCGAACGCAUCAUCAAGCGCGCAGCCCAAGAACUGAAAGACGGCAUGUAUGUCAACCUCGGCAUCGGCAUGCCACUUGCGGCCCCAGCCUUCCUGCCCGAAGGCACAGAAAUCGUGCUGGAGAGUGAAAACGGUAUCUUGGGUAUGGGACGGUAUCCCGUGCCAGGUGAAGAAGACCCAGACCUCAUCAACGCCGGCAAAGAAACAGUCACUCUAAUCAAAGGCGCCUCUACGUUCGGCAGCCACGAGUCCUUUGGCAUGAUUCGAUCGGGGAGAAUAGAUGUGGCCAUGCUAGGUGCUAUGCAGGUAAACCAAUUCGGAGACCUAGCAAACUUCAUGCUCCCCGGCAAAGUAAAAGGCAUCGGCGGCGCCAUGGACCUAGUCGCCAACCCCACGCAGACGAAAGUCGUCAUCACAAUGGAGCACGUGGACAAGAAGGGCAACCCCAAGAUCCUCAAACAAUGCACUUUCCCCUUGACAGGGCAAAAGUGCGUGAGCACUAUUAUCACGGAUUUGGCCGUCUUUGACGUCGAUCGUGUCAAGGGAUUGACGCUGAAGGAACAUGCAAAGGGUGUUAGUGUUGAGGAGAUUCGGAAGAAGACAGAGGCUGAGUUUGAGGUUAGUGGCGAGUUGAAGGAGAUGGAUGUGUAG